GUUACGAUAUAUCAAGUGGCUGGGCCCGGUUUAUCGAAACGACAAUGGUGUUUUCGGCCAAUGAUGAGACGAAGCAAGGAAUAGUGAAACACUCUGUUCACAAGAACAACACAAUUGCUCGUACCAUGCAUCUCCGAUGUCAGUUGAGUACCACUUUGCUUUACCGAUUUGCAGCGGGUUUUGAUCCAAGUCCCGGGUCAUGAAUCUCAGCAAGACCAGCGUAGGCCGGGAACUGAGUUGAGCAACCAUCUAUAAAAGUGUCAGUUCGCUAUGGAUCAUGAUGAAUUGCAACAACAAUCACUCAUCCAUUCAACACAAACUCCAUCUCGAAAACAACCAAUAUGUCCGCCUCUUUCGACCUCGCAAAGCCCAACAGGACCAUUCACAUCGGUGUCAUUUUGAUGAACAGCGAGACCGAGAUCCUCGACGUCGCUCCUAUUGAUUUCUUGUACGGGCUCUCCAAGAAUGCGUGGAAGAGCAGCUUUGAAGGCAUUGCGCCUGCCAAGCUCGAAUCGGAGACUAUGGGUAUGGAAUUUCACUGGGUCUCUGAGAAAGGGACCUCUUCACCCUGCAUCUUGACAAGUGGUAUCAAGAUUGUGGCUACGGACUCUUUUGAUACUUGCCCUCCACUGGAUAUUGUUCUCAUGGGUGCGAAUUCCGCUCGCUACACUCCCAACGAAGCUGAACUUGCCUUCGUGCGCAAAGCCUACGACGAAUGCUCUGCUUUCCUUGUCAUCUGCGGCGGCAUCCUCAUUCCUCUCCAGGCCGGUAUCUUGAACGGAAAAACGGCAACUGGUCCGAUUAUUUUGCUCGACACUGUCCGGAAACAAGCCCCGGAGGUUAAAUGGGUCACCAAGCGCUGGGUCAGAGACGGAAAACUGUGGACGAGCGGUGCGCUCCUCAAUGGCACGGAUAUGAUGACCAAUUUCAUGAAGCAUUAUUGGGGCGGCGAAGGUGGCUUUGUUGACUUUUUGAGCAAGCUCGGUGCUUGGCCUGAUCGUGAUGUUGAUUAUAAGGAUGCUGAUUUCACGGGACUUCUGUGA
Fusarium redolens is the source of this 1043-nucleotide messenger RNA. Its product is annotated as class I glutamine amidotransferase-like protein. The record is from RefSeq and is a predicted model, not a curated record. The coding region runs from base 342 to 1043 and encodes 233 amino acids. The transcript is spliced from 3 exons. Lineage: Eukaryota; Fungi; Ascomycota; Sordariomycetes; Hypocreales; Nectriaceae.